AUGGAAUCAGGGUUUAAAAAAUCGCGUGCACAUCCCGCCUCACACCCCCAAAGUUACACGUGGUUCCCCCAGCAACUCUUUUUAAGCACCAGAAAAUCUUUGUGCCAAAGCAAUGUGGGAAAAAGUUCCACAACGUACCAAGCACUUCUGCAUGAGUCCACGUCGUCAUCCUGGUCAUGCCGAUGGAUCCUCGACUCUUCCAACGGUACCCAACUCAACGCCACCAAGCUCCUCCCGGACAUCCCCUACGAUCUCCGCGACGGCGAUUCCAUCAAGAUCGGCGAGUACACCUCGAUCUUGGUCCAGAUCGACGGCCACGAAAAGAGCCAGCUGAGGCGGAACCCCAGGCGCCGAGCCGCCGAGAAAGAUGCGUGGGGCCGGGGAGGUACGGUUUCGAAGGAAAGCGAGGCUAAAUGUGAAGAGAAAGGUGAGGAGUUGCAGACUGGGAAUCGAAGGAACGCCCGGCCCAGGAAAGCUAGGGUUCUGAAGAGCGAAGACACAUCAGAAGAACUCCCUGAUCGGGAGUCGGAGAAUGUGAGACCCGUGGAACAGAGAGCGGAACGGCAAGUGAGUACGCGGCGCACUCGGAGCGCGAAGAAUGAGGAAUCAGUGGUUUCCGAUCCGAUACUCGAGACGAUUCCAGAGAAUUCCGGUGUUGAGUGUCGAGAAUUGGAGAUUAAGGGUAAGAAGACGCGGGGCGGGGCGAGGAGGAAGAGGAAUUUAGGUGAAGAGGCCCCAGAUUGUGCUCGAGUCGAUGCUUUGGAGGAUAAGGAGAAUUCGGAAGAAAAGAAUAGAAUUGAUGUCAAUAACGUCGCGGCAGUGGUUUCCAAUCCGAUACUCGAAGCGAUUCCAGAGAAUUCCGGUGUUGAGUGUGGAGAAUUGGAGAUUAAGGGUAAGAUGAAGCGGGGCGGGGCAAGGAGGAGGAAUUUAGGUGAAAGGGCGCCUGAUUGCAUCCAAGUCGAUGCUUCGGAGGAUGAGGAGAAUUUGGAAGAAAAGAAUAGAAUUGAUGUCGAUAAGGGCGCGGCGGUGAGCGAAGUUGAUGAGAAGGUGGGAAAUUGGGUGGAUUCUGGUGUUAAAGAAGAGGGGCUGGAUUUGGAGAAGAUGACGCUUGGGGAGUGCUUUGAUUAUAUGGAGGUGCAUUUGCCGAAACAGAUAAUCGAUGCGACUGAAGAGAUGAUUGAGGGUUUGAGACGGAAGGCCAAGCGAGUUCGUGAGUAUAUGGUGGAGCAGAGGAACAAGAAGGGCAAAGUGCCGGUGGGAUAGAGGGCAGAGCAGUUCGGUUUAUGUGGUAAUUGGUAGCUUAAUUGGCUUGAUGUUUUGAAUUUAUAUAUAUUGUGGAUUAUCUGUGCAAUAUCUGUGAAUGUGAUCAGAAUUAUCUCUGAGCCAUGCAUUUCCCACUUCACAUUUUGGAGAAUGUAGUGUUUUGAGUUGGUAAUCUUCUGCUUGGAGUCAUUGGUCUAGUUUAAGGUCAGUGUCGAGUCCACUUGGAAAGAUGGUUAGGUGUCUAGAACUUCUUCCUGAUAUCGGAACCAAGGAAUCUAGGUAAGGCUAUUAGACAAUUUUUGGAUCUAUGGGGUGGCUGUGUAGCUUAGGUCAGGUGCUUGCAAGGGUCCUCUGCCCUCAGGAUUCUAUGGGAAAGUGGUAAAAUUCUUACAAAUUCCAUUUGUUGCUGUAUAUUUUGGCUUUUAAUCUUAUGAAUGUGAUGAACAAGUUAAACUUUUGUAGGCUGUAAGUAUCAGAAAUUGGUGUUAUUUUGUUAAUCUACUACUGGAUUCU
Messenger RNA from Corylus avellana, 1776 nucleotides. Its product is annotated as FHA domain-containing protein At4g14490. The record is from RefSeq and is a predicted model, not a curated record. Gene Ontology annotation, molecular function: protein binding. NCBI's taxonomy places the organism in Eukaryota, Viridiplantae, Streptophyta, Magnoliopsida, Fagales, Betulaceae.